This is a messenger RNA of Ceratina calcarata, 3687 nucleotides long. RefSeq names its product glutamate receptor ionotropic, kainate 2. The record is from RefSeq and is a predicted model, not a curated record. Gene Ontology annotation, molecular function: signaling receptor activity; ligand-gated monoatomic ion channel activity. NCBI's taxonomy places the organism in Eukaryota, Metazoa, Arthropoda, Insecta, Hymenoptera, Apidae. Bases 800 to 3568 code for a protein of 922 amino acids. Gene Ontology annotation, cellular component: membrane. Gene Ontology annotation, biological process: monoatomic ion transport. The transcript has 16 exons.
UAGUUUCAAUGAACGUAGCUAAAACUGAAUCUGAUUCAUUCGCGCAACGGUGUCGUAUAACUCUUAUUAUUCUUAUUCAUUCAUUAAACUCCUGUCGUACGAGACGUCCCCCUGGACACCUACUAGCUAUACUAUUUCGAGCGUCGCACGGUCAACUCUGAGCCGUGAAGUAAAUUCGUCGUAGAAUAAACAUGGUCCGUUGCAGAAGACGCCCACGUGGCGCUCGGGUCACCGUCCAAUUAAUUCCCGUACCGUCCGGGCUUCUUCUGUUCCCGCGAUUUCCCAGCGAGAAAAUCGCGGAACAGUUUAUAAUUCAAUGACUCGGUAAUUCCCCGUUCAACAACCGAAAGCUCUUCAAACCGGCGUAACAGUUUCGUAAUUGGGUCGCAACGGGUCGAGAAAUUUUUAAUCGAGUUUCACGAUUCAGCCCCGAUUCAAUGCCUCAACUAGAUUGGAACGCGCGCGCGUAUGCGAUACGCUCGUUCACCAAGGAGAGAACAACGUUCACGAAUGUCACGGCGUUCUCCGAAGGAGGCAGCGUGGACCGAAGCGGCGUGUAUUUAGACACGGUCCACGCUAAAUUUAAAUCAGUCCGCGGCGAGGCCAGCAAACGCGACACGUUCACGACACGCUCUCAUCGAUUCCGACGAUUUCCACGGACCUUCGUCGUUCGAGAAGCUUCUCGCGCCUCGAAGUCACUUCUCGAGAUCGGCACACGGAUUAAAAAUCGUGAUAAUGUGAUAGUGCCUAAUCUUGUAUCAGUUCGUUGAGAGAAUCCGAUUACUGUACAUCAGUAAACAUGGACGUAAAAUCACUCGCUGCCAUUUUUAUUUUGAUUCUGUUGACGACUUUGUUGGAAAUCCAGGGAGCAUCACGUCCUAUAAAAAUCGGCGCAAUCUUCCAUGCAGGCGACGAGGAGCACGAGGCUGCAUUUCUAAAGGCAGUGUACGAGACGAGAUUCGAGCACGUCGCGCCCGCAUUCAGGCUCGAGCCCAUCACAAAGCGCGUGGAGGUUAAUACCGACAGCUUCAAGACUGCCACCGCCGCCUGCGAACUCUUGGAGGAGGGGGUGGCGGCAAUUUUCGGACCCUCGAGCCCGCACACUUACGGGAUCGUCGCGAGUAUCGCGGCGCGAUUUGACGUGCCGCACAUCGAUUACGUCUGGCGGCAGAAUGAGGAACUACAGGUUGAACAGGACCCAAAGAAUCCGAUGCCGAUGACCAUCAAUAUCUACCCCGACAGCGACAUGGUCGCCAAGGCAAUCGCGGACAUAGUGGAGUCCAUGAAAUGGAGCGCCUUCGCAGCGAUUUACGAAGACAAUGACGGCCUGUCGCGAAUCCAGAAAGCUUUAUCACUUAAGCGGAAUAAGGACAGCGUGAUCGCGAUAAGAAAGUUGGACAAGGGGACCGAUUACAGGCUGGUGUUGAAAGAGAUCCGGGCGUUGUCCAUCUUCAACGUGAUCGUAGACGUCGAUCCGAGUAAAAUUGUCGACGUGCUGUUCCAAGCGAAGGAAGUCAAGCUGCUGACGGAGUACUGCAAUUUUUUGAUCACUUACCUGGACCCGACAAAGUUGUCCAUCUCGGACGUGCGGAGUGAAUCGGAAUCGACGAUUAACAUCACCGGUCUCAGCUUGCGUGAGAACGACGUCGAAGGAGUGAAUUUGGUGGAGUCGGCUGUUUUGUACGACGCCGUCUUUCUGGUGUAUAACGCGCUGGAGAGCUUGAAUGCACGGAACAAAGACAGUGAGGAACCGGUAACAAUUGACCCAGUAUCGCUCUCUUGCGCGGAGGCAGAGAAAUAUACCGCAGGUCCCAACAUUACCAACCUUAUAAAAGAGCUGUCCACAGAGGGGAAGAUCACGGGGGCGAUGACGAUCAACGAAGAGGGUCGUCGAGAUUCCUUCAAUCUACGAGUAAUGGACAUGAGGGCAGAAGACAGUGUCCAGAUCGGUUAUUGGGACCCAGACGGUCUCCAUACUGGCGACACUGACCAAGAACGCGAACAGUAUUUAUACAAGUCGAUUGAACAAAAGAAAUUCAAGAUCAGUACAAAAGUAGGCGAGCCGUAUGCGAUGGUAGUGACAGACAGCGCGACCAGAGGCAUUUUAAUUGAUCAAACGCGAUACGAGGGUUUCUGCAUCGAUCUCAUCGAAGAGAUAUCCAAGAUAUUGAGGUUCAAAUACGAGUUCGAAAUCGUGCCCGACAAUAAUUACGGCAGUUAUAACUCGGAUACGAAACAGUGGAACGGUUUGAUCAGACGUCUGCUGGAUCGGGAGGCGGACCUCGCCAUUUGCGAUUUGACGAUUACUUAUGAAAGGGAAACUGCAGUCGAUUUUACCAUGCCGUUCAUGAAUUUAGGUAUCAGCAUUCUGUACCGCCAACCGGAAGCGAAGGAACCGAAUCUGUUCUCAUUCCUGUCACCGUUGUCCACCGACGUUUGGUUGUACACCGCCACUGCUGUCUUAGCAAUUACAAUUUUAUUAUCCAUCCAGGCUAGAAUGGCCCCGGGCGAGUGGGACAAUCCGCAUCCGUGCAACCCAGACCCGGAAGAAUUGGAAAACAAUUUCACCUUGAGAAACUCCUUGUGGCUAGUGACCGGCUCUCUCAUGCAACAAGGCUCAGACAUACUUCCACAGUCACCGUCGAUCCGGAUGCUGGCUGGAAUGUGGUGGUUCUUCACGCUGAUCAUGGGAUCUUCGUACACCGCGAACUUAGCCGCUUUCCUCACCGCUGAAAAGAUGGAUAAUCCCAUAAAAAAUGUCGAAGAUCUUGCGAAGCAAACGAAAAUUAAAUACGGGGCUGUAGAAGGCGGGUCGACCAGCGCGUUCUUCAGGGAUUCGAACUCCUCGACUUAUCAACGCAUGUGGGCUACGAUGACCGAAGCGAGGCCAAGCGUAUUCACCAAGACGAACGACGAAGGUGUCGAGCGAGUGCAGAAGCAGAACCGGGAUUACGUUUUUCUUAUGGAAUCCACGACCAUCGAAUACAAAAUGGAAAGAAACUGUGACCUCGACAAAGUCGGAGGUCUUAUCGAUAACAAGGGAUACGGGAUAGCUUUGCCUCGAAAUUCCCCUUAUAGGACUCCUAUAAGCAGCGCGAUUCUGAUGCUACAAGAGAAAGGGGUACUACAAGAGCUUAAACAGAAAUGGUGGGAGAAACGCGGUGGUGGUAAAUGCGCAAAGGUCGAUCAAUCGUCCGCUUCGUCUAGCGAAUUAGGUAUAGCGAACGUCGGAGGUGUCUUUUUGGUACUGGGGAUCGGGUCUGGUUGUGCGUUUGGCAUGGCUGUGCUCGAAUUUCUGUGGAACGUGCGGAAAGUCGCCGUAAAGGAAAAGAUCACACCGUGGGAGGCGUUGGUAGCAGAAUUCAAAUUCGCCGUGAACAUCUGGGCGGAGACGAAGCCCGUGAAAAUUGCGAAAAGCAGCGGCACGAGUUCGGUGGCGGACGGCGGUCUCGGCCGAGCGGCGUCGGCGGCCCGUUCAGUCGUCGGCUCUUUCCUCCGUCUCGACAUCAUCGACAAAGUCGACAAAGAUAAUGGCAACAAUCGCAGCAACAAUUUCAAAGUGAAUUGAAAUCAUCGUAACAAAUCUCGAUUAUUAUUCGACCUUUCAUGAUUAAAAACAAGAAAUAAAGGAAUUCAUUUUAUCGUAGGAGUCGCAAUCUUUCAACAAAUAAAACGAUUGAAAUAAAA